Thermothelomyces thermophilus ATCC 42464 is the source of this 1363-nucleotide messenger RNA. RefSeq lists its product as uncharacterized. NCBI's taxonomy places the organism in Eukaryota, Fungi, Ascomycota, Sordariomycetes, Sordariales, Chaetomiaceae. Bases 282 to 1307 code for a protein of 341 amino acids. The transcript has a single exon. The record is from RefSeq and is a predicted model, not a curated record.
UAACAACUCCGCAGUGGGAGGCGGAAGAUUAGGGGUAUUACAACGCCGCCUUUCAGGAGAGUCUGGUACGCUUGAGGCAGCAUAAUCUCACAGCAAAUUCCAAUUCGUUUCGCUGGGAGGAACCAAGAAAGCAACUGAGAGAAGAGGCUGCCAUUUGGAGCCACACUAAAAGACCUGAAGCUUUGUUGUUAGACAGCUCACUAAGACUCUCACUCGUGAGACGGACUCAGAACGCGAAGAGCCGCUACUUUCAAUUCCCGGAUCGGGUCCGAUUCAAAGUUAUGAAGUAUCUCCUGGAAUGCCUGAAUCCUGGCGACAAGCCCAUCCGGAUGAACAGCCCAUUGUAUCUCCGGGAAGCAUGGCCGGUCAACCGGCUCCGGAAACCUGAGGUCUGGUCAGCGAGAUCCUUUGACAGUCUCGAGAGUGUUCUCUCCUCCCUGGACAGUUAUAUCUCCGCCUGCAGCGCCAUGAGGGCUGACGUCCUGGCGACUCUCUUCCUGACCCGCCGCUUUCAUGUUGUAUACUCGCCCUGCAUGGGCAACAGUACGCAACCGGCGGCCACGCACUACAUGAACAAGUACGGAUCCCUGAUGGCUUCCAUCACGCUCGAGGUGGAUUUCACAAAGCUAGCCGGUAGCUGGAGACCCGAAGCCGUGCACCUCGACGGCCUCAGAGGACUCGACGGCGUCAAGAGACUAGUUGACACCUUUGUUCAGAGCCAGCUCACUCGGAGCAGCAACACCCCCAUCCGAGACCUCCGCGUGCUGGUCAGGCGGUACCACGGCUUCCGCCCCCAAACACUCCCCGCGCCACCAUCACCACCACCCUCUUUUUCCUUCUCCUCUUUCUCCUCCCCAUCCUCCAACUUUUCCUCCCCAUCCACCAGCCCAGUCUCAACAACAAGGAGCAGAAUCGCAUCCGCCAUUCGCAGCCGCCUCCGCCGCCGUCGCAGCACCAACGCCCUGGCAUCAGCACCCUCCACUCCGCCCCCGACCCCUACCCCGACACCGACAACGACAAGAUGGGAGGAGUACUCGCCGGCGGCUCACGUGCGGCACGCGCUCUCGGCACUCCCAUCUCUCGGCCCCGUCGUGUCUCGCCUCAGCCUGUCGGGCGCCCCGGCCGACUUCUCCGCCGAGCUCGCCGCCGAGUGGCCCCGCCGGGCAGCCAGAGCACCGUCCGGCGGGGGGAAGGGGGAGGGCGCGUCAUCGCCGCCGGUCCUCCGGGUCGAUGGGGUCGUUAGGUUGGGGUGGGGUGGGGUGAUGCGGAGGGGAGGAACAAGAGGGAGAAGAAGAAGAAGAGUUUGAGUCCGGAGGGGAAAAGGAAGGGGCUCGUACGGAGACGGGCGCCGGACGGGUUGUGG